AAUGGAAACGAACACGACUUUGACAAAUGAAUCGGUAUUUGAAAGAUAUUCUGUUAGCGAAUUUUCUGAAAUCUUUAUACCAAAUGCUGUUAAAGUUGACAGAAUCGUAUCUCCCAUAUGGUAUUCUAUAGGAAUUAUCGGUAAUUUAUUGUCUACAUAUGUUUGGCUCCAGAAGAGAAUGAGAAAAAAAAACAGUUCAGCUGUUUAUUUGAUAACCUUGGCUAUUUCCGAUUUGACUUUCCUACCAUUGCAUCUACUUAUGGAGUUAAAACAUGCCUGGGGCUAUCCAACUAUAGAUUAUCCGAUUUUUUGCGAACUUUUUAACUUUAUUUACCUUGUUCCACAAUGCCUAAGCCCUCUACUCGUCCUCGGUUUUACAGUCGAGAGAUGGAUUGCGAUUUGUCGCCCAUUUAAAAAACAACAAUACUGCAAUACGGGAAGAGCUAUAAAGGUCGUUAUUGGUUCAAUUGUAGGCGCUUCACUAAUUUGCUCAAUGCAAGCGUAUCUAUGGCAAUAUAAAAAUGGACUAUGUGAAGCUAGACAAGAGACUUCACAGGGUUCCUUAUCAUUGUUCACCAUUUGGACAUCUAUAACUGAAACAAUAAUAUUUGGCCUUGUUCCUAUCGUUAUACUCAUCUUCAACCUUCUCGUCGUUAGAGAAAUUCGCCUUUUAGCCAGCAAUCAGAUAAUGGGCGGUAGCAAUCAUUCGACAGCCACUACUCUCAUGCUCCUCUCCGUCAGUUUCUACGUAAUAGCUACCACUUUACCCGUCUCCAUUCUAUAUAUUUUAGGUUCUGUAAUAGAAGGAGGAGACAUUCAUCUUUCUGAUCAACAAAUUCGUUCUGAUCCAAUGUGGCAAUCGUAUUUUAAAUUUCUAAUGGUGAAGAAAGUCGUUGAUGAAGUCUGUAUGUCGCAUUACGCUUGUAAUAUUUUUAUCUACCUUAUAACCGGGGCCAAAUUUCGUCAAAUACUGCUGAAAAGAUUCAAUAUCAAAGAUCGCUCUGAUACUUAUUUCCAAGUUUCUCAGAAAAUUAGUGCAACAACAGCUAUUUAA
Molecule: messenger RNA, 1054 nt
Organism: Dimorphilus gyrociliatus
Lineage: Eukaryota; Metazoa; Annelida; Polychaeta; Dinophilidae
Source: the annotation of a GenBank genome assembly